Hemibagrus wyckioides is the source of this 1056-nucleotide messenger RNA. Its product is annotated as serine/threonine-protein kinase pim-1-like. The record is from RefSeq and is a predicted model, not a curated record. The transcript has 6 exons. Gene Ontology annotation, cellular component: cytoplasm. NCBI's taxonomy places the organism in Eukaryota, Metazoa, Chordata, Actinopteri, Siluriformes, Bagridae. Gene Ontology annotation, molecular function: ATP binding; protein serine/threonine kinase activity. Bases 1 to 1056 code for a protein of 351 amino acids. Gene Ontology annotation, biological process: protein autophosphorylation; regulation of mitotic cell cycle; negative regulation of apoptotic process.
AUGGCGACAGAGGGGGGAAAAAAAAAAGAGGACGAUGUGAACCCAGAGAAGACUGAGAGCGAUUCACAGACCUCCUGCUCCAACACUAAAAGGCAAAGCAAGGAGAACCCUCUGAAAAGAAAAAGGAUUAAUACUUUUCAUGAAGAACCUGAGCUCCAGUCAGAGGAGACACCAGGAAAAAGGAGGAGAACAGAGAAAGAAGAGAGCCAUGUGAACCAAGAGAAGAAUAAGAACAAUUCACAGACCUCCUGCUUCUCUGCUGGAAAACAAAGCAAGAAGAAUCAUCUGAAAAGAAAAAGGAUGGAUGAUUCCCAUGAAGAACCUGAGCUCCAGACCGAGGAGACAUCAGGAAAAAGGAGGAGAACAGAGACAGAUGAGGACGAUGUGAACCGAGAGAAGACUAAGAAGAUUUAUACACGCUACAUUGUGAGUGGGCUGCUGGGUAAAGGAAGCUUCGGUGCCGUCUAUUCAGCUGUUCGGAAAACAGAUGGGAGAAAGGUGGCCAUUAAAUUUGUGGACAAGGAUGACAACCACAGACAAGACACUCUUCCUGGUGACACAUGCAGACUCCUUGUUGAGGUGGCACUAAUGGAGCUUGUGUGCAGGCGUCCUCACAGUCCAAGUGUGGUCGAGCUGAUUGAAUGGUUUGGGUCAGCCCAAUACUUUAUCUUGGUCAUGGAGCAUACAGACCCCUGUAUGGAUGUCUACAAGUACUGUAAUAAGAACAGACUGAGUGAUACAGAGGCUCAAAUCUUAAUGAUUCAAGUAGCUGAGGCUGCAUCUCACUGCCUUAACCGGGGAGUAUUUGAUGUGAAUUUAAUGGAUCAUUUUCAUGAUCUUACUGACAGUACUCUUUCUCUUUUUCUUUUAGGCACGCCAUAUUUUGUCCCUCCUGAAGUGCUCAGGGGAUAUUAUUACAAAGCAGAAGCUGCCACCACCUGGGGUUUAGGUGUGCUCCUGUACAGCCUGUUAUGUGGAACUGUGCUGUAUAUUGAUGAAGGUGCGAUUCUUGAAGGCGACCUGUGCUUGCCUGAUGAUCUGUCUGAAGGUGAGUAA